AUGACAAGUACCACGGAAACGUCAGGAGCCCUGCUCGUGCAUGAGCUCGAGAAAUCAUGGGAGUUCAAGCAGACCGACUCACACAACUGGAUGCCAGUGAAGUCUGUACCGACCAACGUACAUCUCGACCUGAUCGCGAAUGAUGUGACAAAACUUCCGGAAGUUGGUCCUUCAAGAGAUGGCCAGAUCCAUGAGCUCGUUUUUGAUGGUCUCGACACGUUCGCGACGGUCAAGGUCAAUGGCAAGGUUGUUCUGGAAAGCGACAAUAUGUUCAUUCCGUAUAGGAUAGACGUCACCAAGAAACUCAAGGAUGGUCAUGCUAACAUACUAGAGAUCGAGUUUCGUUCAGCACUGUUGGAAGGUCGCAAGAUCAAGGACGCUCAUCCCGAACACAAAUGGGUUGGCUUCAAUGCAGAUAUGGCUAGACUUGCUACAAGGAAAGCUCAAUACCAUUGGGGCUGGGACUGGGGCCCAGUGCUGAUGACUUGCGGUCCGUGGCGAGCAGUCCGUCUGGAGACUUCAUACGCUCGUAUCUCCGACAUGCGAGUGGACUACGACCUCGAUGAGUCUUUGGACGAUGUCGUCGUCAAUGUCUCAGUCGCCACUGAACGCUCUUCCGAAGCCGAGGUCAGGGUUGCAAUCCGGUCGGGCAAGGAUGUGAUCUUCGAGAAGACUGUAUCAGUUGAUAGCAAAGGACUCGCCAAGGCAGACUUUCACAUCGCUCAACCCAAGCUAUGGUACCCCCACGGCUAUGGCGAACAGUCACUGUAUACCUGCGAGGCUGUGCUAGUCUUGAACGGGCAUGUCGUGCACUCUUGCAGCCGAAUGACUGGAAUCCGUCGCGGCGAGUUGAUACAGGAGCCAGAUGAGAUUGGCAAAACAUUCUUCUUCAGGAUCAAUGGCAUUGAUGUAUUCUGUGGCGGCUCUUGCUGGAUACCCGCUGACAGUUUCACGCCUCGUAUCACGAAAGAAAGGUAUAGAUCAUGGCUGCAAACGCUUGUCGAUGGAUACCAAGUCAUGAUAAGAAUCUGGGGCGGCGGUAUCUGGGAAGAGGAUAUCUUCUAUGACACCUGCGAUGAACUCGGCAUCCUCGUCUGGCAAGAUUUCAUGUUUGGUUGCGGCAACUAUCCUGCUGCCAUCAAAGAGUUCAGGGAAUCCGUUGAGGCCGAGUGCGUUGCGCAAGUCAAGCGCAUCCGUCAUCAUCCAUCGAUUGUGAUUUAUGCUGGCAACAACGAAGACUAUCAGAUGCUACCGGAAGUCAUUGCCUCGCACUCGCCUCAUGUACCGUAUCACCCAGGGUCGCCAUGGGGAGACGGCCUCAUCUCAUCUGAUCAGACCGUUGGCGACAUGCAUCAAUGGAAUGUAUGGCAUGGUACUCAAGAAAAGUACCAGAUCUUUGAUACCCUUGGUGGCCGUUUCAACAGCGAAUUUGGCAUGGAAGCAUUUCCCCAUAUCGACACCAUCAAAUAUUAUGUCACCGAUCCAGCUGAGCUCUAUCCUCAGUCACACAUGAUUGACUUCCACAACAAGGCAGACGGACAUGAAAGAAGAAUCGCAACCUAUUUGAUCGAGAAUUUCCGUACGACAGACACCAGCCUCGAGGCAUACAUUCAUCUCACACAACUCAGCCAGUCAGAUGCGCUGAUGUAUGGCUACCGUGGUUGGCGGCAGCAAUGGGGCCAAAAGCGACACUGCGGUGGAGCGCUUGUAUGGCAGCUCAAUGACUGCUGGCCUGUCACGUCGUGGGCCAUCAUUGACUAUUUCCAGCGUAAAAAGCCAGCUUACUAUGCCAUGCGAAGGGUGCUGGCUCCUAUCGCUGUUGCGGUCAAACGCGCGCAUCAUGAUUGGAGUGUCGUCCAUGCCCGACCCGCAAAAACAAGCUCAUAUGAGUGCUGGGUAUCGAGCAAUAGCACGCAAGAAGUGACAGCAACCAAAGUGGAGCUCAAGUUCAUCUCCAUUGCUACUGGCAAGGAGAUCAAAGCAGCUUUGGUCAGGAAGAACGUGAAGAUCACGGCAAAUGGCACUACGAAUAUUUUCGAUGGUGAGUUAAACAACGAGAAGGAAGAACCGCACGUCUUAGCGGCGAGGAUCUGGAUAGAUGGACAGGAUGGUGUUGUGUCGCGAGAUAUCGACUGGCCCCAACCGCUCAAGUACCUGAACAUGGAAGGAAGAGGUGUCAAGGCGAUCUUCGCUGAGGGUAAGAUUACUGUGACAUCAGAGAAGCCAACAAAAGGGCUGGUCUUUGAAGAACGAGAAGGGGUUCUUGUGAACGACAGUGCUGUGGACAUUGUGCCUGGAGAUGAGCAGGUCAUCACGGUCAAGGGGUUGAAGCCUGGUGACCCGCCAUUGAAAUGGCGAUACUACGGACAAUAG
This is a messenger RNA of Aureobasidium uvarum, 2373 nucleotides long. The record is from the annotation of a GenBank genome assembly. Lineage: Eukaryota; Fungi; Ascomycota; Dothideomycetes; Dothideales; Saccotheciaceae.